Molecule: messenger RNA, 8504 nt
Organism: Brienomyrus brachyistius
Lineage: Eukaryota; Metazoa; Chordata; Actinopteri; Osteoglossiformes; Mormyridae
Gene: mtcl2
Product: suppressor of glucose, autophagy associated 1
Exons: 14
Coding region: 859-6063 (1734 amino acids)
Biological process (GO): regulation of autophagy
Source: RefSeq, a predicted model, not a curated record
AUAAUGGCGUGUGUAUUAUGGUGGGUAGGCUGUGUACUGAAGCAAGAGGCUCUCUGGAACCGUGAAAAUUAUGUACCGGGUUUUACAUGGAGUGUGUUCUAAUUAAAUAAGGACAAUUAAACAAUCCACCGUGAAUAAUAAGAAAACAUUAUCCGGAAACACCUUUUUUUACGAAUAAUUGCUUUGCCCACGGCUAAUGUGCAUGUGCAGUAAUGAGUAACAUGAUCUCAUUUCUAUAAGUGAGUUGCACAAAAAGGACGAAAAAAUCUAGGAAGUUGCUUAUAUUAAAAUAACUUUGAGCGGCCGGCGAUUAUUUAUUACCGAGCAACACCUCUGGGUAGGUAUGCAUAAUUCAUGGAUACCCACUAGUUACACUGCCGAGCAAGAAUGUGGAGAGAAACCUGAGGGUAACAUCGAUUAUUGAGUUGCGUUUUAGGAGAGAUCGUCCACACGCCUCCUGUGGUCGGCGGCGGCAGCAGAGAGCCGUGGGAUGGAUACGGAGAGCAGUGGAAAGGAUCCAGACUGCCGAUCGUCACAGACAGAACCGCUAUAGCUGGGCGGAGAGAGAGAGAAAAUCCCCCCUUUCGCACACUCCUUUCUUUAUACGGGGAAAUCGAGGCGACAGGGUGGCUCAAGCCUCCGAGAAGACGAUUUAAAGGCUUUUAAAUCCCAAUAACGGGAAGAACAAAACUGUCGUGUGCACCGUAACGUUGUGGAUUAUUUUCAGCAUUGGAUCGUUACUGGUGAUUGCAGAACAUUGCAAGGUUUGGAAAAACUGCGCUCUCGCGGUUCAUCUAGGGGGAACUUCUUGCCUUGUGCGCUGGUUUCUGCUUUAUGGUUGAUAUUAAAGCGGAAUGAAUGACAAAGACAAAGGUUGACGCGACUUCGCCCACUCACUUAGCCUCCACGAAAGAAAGGAGACUCCGGCUGAAGAUGGACAGCGAGAACGGGAGCGGCGACGGCGGAGAGUCGCAGCCCCAGCAGGAACAGGCGGCGGUUCACACGCAUCAAGUCGGCGAGAAGAAGAAGAUCACCCGAGCCCCGUCGCCCGCAAGACCCAAAGAUGUUCCUGGAUGGUCCCUGUCGAAGAUCAGAGGGGGUAUCGGGACUACGACGCUGAGCAUUAAACCUGGAGGUAUGCAUUUGGGGAGCCGCUUAACAAGGCGCAGCCCCGGCAAAGAAAUUAAACUGGAAAAGGGGAAACUGUCGGGGAAAUCACUGCUCUCUGCAGCAGGUUCCCAAAAGAGCGGCGGCAAGUUGAGUAAAUCUGCACGAAGGAAGACAUCGGACGCCAGUAACGCCUCCGACGACUCGAGCAAGGACUCCGGGUGCGCCGCCGGUAAGCUAUCGCCCACGGACAGCAGCUCGGAGCUGUCGGACUGCCCGUCGGAGGAGAACAAGCUUUCCACGGACGCGCUGAGCAGCGACACGGAGACCAGCAGCCGCGGAGGAGGGACGGAAGGGGACAGCAAAAGCAGGGACCUCGAAUUGGAGAAGGGCGAUCGAGGUGACCACCAUGCCAAGAGCCAAGCAGAAAAGGACAGGAUCUCCCUGGGACUGGAGACCGGGGAAGGGAGUGUCUCUCCCGGCGACGAGAGAUCUCUUGCCUCAUUUGACAGCCGCAUGCCAGUUAGCACAUCGCUGGCUUUUUCCGACCUGACGGAGGAGUUCAUGGAUGGGAUGCACGACGAGUUUGUCAGGGAGAUCGAAGAGCUGAGAUCGGAGAACGACUACUUAAAAGACGAGAUCGACGAGCUGCGCUCAGAGAUGCUGGAGAUGCGCGACAUGUACAUGGAGGACGACGUGUACCAGUUACAGGACCUGCGGCAGCAGCUGGACCAGGCCAACAAGACCUGCCGCAUCCUGCAGUACCGCCUGCGCAAGGCGGAACGCCGCAGCCUGCGCGUGGCCCAGACCGGGCAGGCGGACGGCGAGCUCAUCCGGACAUUGGAGCAGGAUGUGAAGGUGGCGAAGGACGUGUCCAUCCGGCUACACAAUGAGCUGGAGGCGGUGGAGAAGAAAAGGUCCCAGUUGGAACAGGAGAACGAGGACCUGCGGCAGCGGCUGCAGGAUCUGGAGGUGUCCAAACAGGUCCUGCAGACCGAGAUGGAAAAGUCCAGAGAGAAUUCACUGAAAAAGAGGAAUUCCCGGCAGCCGAACAAAGCAGAGAAGAAGCCCUCUCCACAGGAGGAUAGUUCCGACCUCAAAUGCCAGCUCCACUUCGCCAAGGAGGAAUCAGCGCUCAUGUGCAAGAAGCUGACCAAAAUGGCUAAGGAGAGUGAGGGCAUGCGGGAGGAGCUAGCCAAGUACCGCUCGCUCUACGGAGACCUGGACGCCUCCCUGUCCGUGGAGGAGGUGGCCGACUCACCCCACAGCCGCGAGGCUGAGGUCAAGGUUCACCUCAAGCUGGUGGAGGAGGAAGCCAACCUGCUGAGUCGCCGCAUUGUGGAGCUAGAGGUGGAGAACCGGGGCCUGCGAGCCGAGAUGGACGAUAUGAAGUGCCAGGAACUGCCUGGGGGGGCGGGGCCUCUGGCACUGGGAGGGGGCGUGGCCACGGGAGACAGCACCGUGGAGCUGCAGAGGCACCUGCAGUUCGUGGAGGAGGAGGCAGAGCUGCUGCGGCGCUCCCUGCUGGAGAUGGAGGAGCAGAACAAGCUGCUGAUGAACGAGCUAAACCGCUACAAAUCGGAGCAGGAGCCCGAGGGGGACCUGGCGGUGGGGACGGUGGUGGAUGAGGACGCCGGCGAUGGCUGCGCAGUGGGCGAGCCGCCGCAGGAGGAGCUGCGUAAUGCGCGGCUGCAGAUCGGCGAGCUCAGCGGCAAGGUGAAGAAGCUGCAGUAUGAGAACCGUGUGUUGCUGUCCAACCUGCAGCGCUGCGACCUCGCAUCCUACUCGCGGCUCGCCAUGGAGACGGACGCCGAGGCGGGCGACUCUGCCGAGUGUGUGCCGUGCCAGCAGCGCCGCGAGGGGCCUGUGGGCGGCGAGAGCAGCGCGCCAGCCGAGGCGGAAAAGACGGCGGCGGAGGGCGGGCGGGGCAGGCACGUCGAGGCCACCCUGCAGGGCCUUAAACUGAAGGACUAUGAGGCCCUCCUGGCCGUGAGGGACCAAGCACACCUGGUCACCACCGCCAUCCAGCUUCUGACUGCAUCCGGCUCAGGCUGGCUGAUCCCCUACCGCAAGACAGCAUCCUGCCCUAACGAACCGGCAGAGCCAGAGAAGAACCAGGAUCUGCCCCUGAUGGAGGCGCUGAAUGGCCGGCUGGGCACCCUGCAGACGCAGCUGCUGUCCUUCAUAGACCGGGUGGAGGCCCUGAGGGUCAGGGAGGCAGUGGAGGGGCUCUCGCUGGAGAGCGGCAACACCGAGGACCAGGGCAAGAGCAGGGAGGCAACGGUCGAGCGGAAGCAGCCUGACUUUAGGGACCAAUCAGAGCAUCGGGUCAAAGGUCAGAACGUGCACCUAAGCAAGACAGAGGAGGCGGACAACAAGGAAAAGGACCAGGAUACCCAGCAGCCAGAGGGAAAGGAGACCGACACCACAGAGCAGCUAGACCACAUCCAGGAGCUGCAGGUUCUGCUGUCGGAGGCCAGGGACGCUGUGCAGAGUAGUCAGGAGCAGGUGUCCCAGGAGAGGCAGGCACGCCGGGAGGGCACUCAGAAACUGGCGCAGCUGCAAGAGGAGCACCAGAAGGCCCUGGUGCGGAGGGACUUCCAGCUGCAGAGUCUGAGCCUGCAGACCCGCCUCCAGCAGAAGUUCUGGAGUCAGGAGAGGAACCUAAUGGUGCAGGAAUCCCAGCAGCUGAAGCAGAACCUGCUGCUGCUCAGCCUGAAAUUGCGGUGGCUCCUCAAACAGUGGAGGCUGGGCAAGAAGCUGGAGGGAGAAGGGAAGGACAUCCUAGAGGUGAACAAUGUGAAGGACCUCUACCUGCUGCUGGAGGAGGAGGGCCUGGCCUCCCAUCAGGGGGACAACAAGGCCUCCGUGACAGAGGAGGAAUCCAGCCCGGUGGCCAAGGACGUGUGUCAGCUGGAACGGACCAUCAAACAGACCAGUGGGCUGAGCAGCACCUUGGCAGACCUGAAGGGGGCGCUACAUGACCUGACCACAGAGCUACGAGAAGAACGGCAGGGGUCCCAGGAGCUCACCCAGCAGUUUGCCCGAGCAAAGGCUUCGUGGGAGGCGGAGCGCACUGAGCUUAAGAGUCACAUUGCGCAGCUGGAGUCCAAAACGGGGAAAGCGGGAUUGGCGGCUGAGAAGGAGGCCCCAGAGCUGAAGGUGGCGUUAAGGAGGGAGCGCGAGGAGCACCAGCACCUGCUGGCCGACUCCUACGCCGCCGUCAUGGACCUGACCAAGCAGCUGCAGAUCAACGAGCGUAACUGGAGCCGCGAGAAGCUGGAACUGCUGGAGCGAUUCAAUCAGGAGCGUGGCCAGUGGGAGCAGCGGCUGCGAGACACACAGGCCAAGGCCGGCCAGCCAGAGAAGAUUCCAGAAAAGGGGGGAUCAUCAGAAGCAGAUGUGAAGAGGACCAAAUCCAUCUCUUCGGUGCCAGAAUUUGAGAAUCUUCCAGAAACCUGUCCUUUUGCCCCUAUGUGUGAAAUUGAUGGGAUUAAUGUUAAGGGACGGAAUGGACAGCCUGGUGUCCUGCCCAACCUCCUAACCCACUCUGACUUGAAUGACCUGAACAAGAAGAAUUGGAAGUACCUCACCAGCGAGGUAGCUCUUCUAGAGAAGGGAGAUCCUUUCAAAACCUGGGAUUGUCCUACCACUACCAGCAGCUUCCCAGGCCUGGACCUGAGCCUCAAGCACAUCCAGAGGAGCUACACGGCUCCCGACAAGACUGGGAUCCGCAUCUAUUACAGCCCACCCGUGGUUCGACGUAUGGAGAGAUGCUUGGCCAAGGGAUCGCCACAGGCUGAGCCAGGAAGCUCGCACAUUGGUGAAGGGACCCGAGGACCUGGGGACAAGGAGGAACCUGCUCCCAGCACCUAUGACAGAUGGCUCUGCAAGUUCUCCAAGCAGCAUCGGGAACUGCUAGAAAACGGACCUGCCUCCGUGGCCUCAGCCGGCCUUCCCUCGCCAUUCCACGACCUGGAGAUCUCAGGCAACCUGAGCGAUGACAUGAAGGAGAUGACCAACUGUGUCCGGCAAGCCAUUCGGUCCAGCUCCCUGGAGAGGAAGUGCAAGGAUACCGCGUGCCAGACAGUGGGCGUGGCCAGCACCGGAACCCAGACAGCCCAGUUUGUCAGCGUGGGCCUCCAGACUGAGGGACCCAGGAGUAGCAGUCUCCAUACCAAGGUCCUACCACCACGGGUGUCCUCACUGGCAUCAACACGUUCGCGCCAGAUCUCGAGCUCCCUCGAGAAGGUCCACAGCCGCAUCGAGAGACCAUGUUGCUCACCCAAAUACGGCUCACCCAAGCUCCAGCGCAGAGUGUCGGCCUCGUCCUCCAAGCUGGAUGGAUCCAAGGACCGGAGCCUGUGGAACCUGCACCACCGUGGGCAGAAUGGUUCUGCCUGGGCCCGCUCCACCACAACCCGUGACAGUCCCGUGCUCAGCGGCCUCAACGACGGCCUGUCUAGCCUCUUCAACGUGGUGGAGCACUCAGGCAGUGUGGAGUCCCUGUGGAAGAUGGAGGCCCCCAGCACUGGCCCCAAGGCAGCUGGCAAACCUAGCAGCGAGCCCGGCGUCCACAGAUACGGCAUCGUCCAUGAGUUCUUCCGCAACGUAUGUGGCAGGGCGCAGACGCCCAUGCCAGCUGCGGAGGAGGGGCCGCACAGGGAGGGGAUGCCAGCCAAUGAGGUGAAGCCAGAGUGGCCCCCCAGCACCACAUUGGCUGGGAAUGACAAUGUCACCAAGAUUGUUAACAAGAGGUUCAUGAAGCAGAGUCCGCGGGAUGAGCAGGGCCAGGCUAUGUCGGAGCAGGAGUCGACCUGCGAAUGCACUUCCCCGCCUCUGACCUCCUGCUUCUCCCGGCCAUCCCGCUUGGCCGCCCGUCAUGCCCCAGGCCACUGCAAGCUGCGCUCGCCGGAUUCCCUGGAAGAGAAAGGGGACGUGGUCCACGUGGAGUGAGGGGACAGGAGGUGGCUCUGCCUAAUCGACACCUCCCGCACCCAGGCAGGAAGGUGCAGUGGCUAGAUGUCAGAUUCUAAUGCCAAGGAAAAAGAGCUUGUAUUCUAGAAUAUCACCCAAACUACUGAGGACUACCAGCAGAAAGCAACAUCACCAGGACAGAGCAAGAGUACUGGGAAUCCACCUUACCUUACUCUACUGACUGUUUGCGCUGUAUUCUAACUACUUAACUUUGUCAAACCCUUCUCACCCCCCCCCCCAGCAUUAACGUGCCUCACCAUCCCAUUUUGUAGCAAUCCCACCCCCCAAGUUUAAGAAUUUGAAAGGAGAAUCAUCCUUCCAUGCAACCUCUUUGGAUGAAUCCAAAUCAUUCCGUGAUCACCUCAUUCCCCAUGCCAAGGAAGGGUGGGGGAGAGAUUCUAAUACACGUGCCUCGAAAGGUGGCCACAUUCACCCCCCCCCCCCUUUACUUACAUGGGGUCUGGGGGAACUGCAUCCAGCAGGUCUUAGCAGAAUGCCAGGAAUCCAGAAAGAAGCUCACUUAUAGAUAUCGCUGAAGCCCAUCUUCCCUGAAACUGGUACUUUUUAUUGAUACGAGUUACUAUUGCGGCUCGGACUGUAUACAGCCAGUAUACUUCAGAAAACACUAUCAUUGCCCCGUCUGCCACAUGCGGUUUUGAGGCUAUGCACAAUUACAGGCAGUCCAAGCCCAGCUGUAAACAUGCCGGGUCAGAAUCAUGAAUCACCCUCAGUGGACGGGACCUUUUUGAUCUUUUGUUUUUCCAUCCUUUCCGAACCACACGCCAUUUUUUUUUUAUCUAUGGUUCUCACGUUCUUUUACUGUGUGCUGAGCUCCACCACUGUCCUGAAGGCAUUUGGGGGUGAACCUGAACGACCAAAACUGGUUGGAUGUCCGGGUUAGCGUGUCACUUCCUGACACUGAAGCGUAGUAGCUUCAGGAGUGACGAAUGCACCCAUUAUGAAAUCUUUUAUGGCAUAUUUCAUGUUGGUAUUUAAUUUCUUAAUUUUAAAAGGACUAAAAAGGAGAAAGCUAAAUAUUUAUGUUCUUUUGAUACUGAGGGAUUUAUUUUUUAAUUUUUUAAAAUUAUUUUUAAACAUUUAUAUCUUCUGUCUUGAUGGUGCUGGACAAACAGGUUUCGUUAAGUGUGUUUAUAUAGUGAGUUUAUAUAGACAUAUGGCUCUCCAGUUAAGAUUGGUGUGUGUUACGGGCUUUCCAGGCAGAUGCCUUAAAGACAGGAGGAAUCUCUUGCCAAGCAUGCCGACUUCGAGCUGCCUGGGAUUGGCUGUCCGGCCUCGUCUCCCAACAUUGCUGAUGUCUUAGGCGCAUGAAGCUUGGGUCAGUGUCCCUGCUUUCGUGAAAGUGACAGCCACACUAUUUUAGUGUCACACAGAGAGCAGAUCACAACGGUAGUUAGAAUGGCAGGUAGUGAACCUGAAAAUGCUGUCCCCCAGCGUGUAAUGCUGCUGUCUCCAAAAUGGCUACCUCCUCAUCCUCAGUACCUUAACGAUCACGGGAAUCCACCUGGCUCGUCACACCCAUCUCCCCGAUUUAACAAAGAGCAUUAAAAUAAACAAUCGACGGUUAAUUCCAGCAGGUCACGUCAGUGCCUUUUUCCUACAGACUUAAUAUGGUGGUAAGAAAAAGCAAUUAAAGAAUCCGACCGGAGGCGGAAGAGAGUCUAACCGCAGAAAGAACGCAAGCUGACCAAACUGUUUCGAGCAGUGUUUCCCAGUCCGGUCCUCGGGGACCCACAGCCGGUCCACAUUUUUGUACCCUCCAAGCUCCCUGCCAGACAGACCACAUUUCUGCUCCCUCCAAGCUCCCUGCCAGACAGACCACAUUUUUGCGCCCUCCGAGCUCCCUGCCAGACAGACCACAUUUCUGCUCCCUCCGAGCUCCCUGCCAGACAGACCACAUUUCUGCUCCCUCCGAGCUCCCUGCCAGACAGACCACAUUUUUGCGCCCUCCGAGCUCCCUGCCAGACAGACCACAUUUCUGCUCCCUCCGAGCUCCCUGCCAGACAGACCACAUUUCUGCUCCCUCCGAGCUCCCUGCCAGACAGACCACAUUUCUGCUCCCUCCGAGCUCCCUGCCAGACAGACCACAUUUUUGCGCCCUCCAAGCUCCCUGCCAGACAGACCACAUUUCUGCUCCCUCCGAGCUCCCUGCCAGACAGACCACAUUUCUGCUCCCUCCGAGCUCCCUGCCAGACAGACCACAUUUCUGCUCCCUCCGAGCUCCCUGCCAGACAGACCACAUUUCUGCUCCCUCCGAGCUCCCUGCCAGACAGACCACAUUUUUGCGCCCUCCAAGCUCCCUGCCAGACAGUGCACUUGGAGGUCCGGAUUGGGAAACACUGGUCUGGCGCAUGACCACAUGACCAAAUACGACAUUCCUCCCCCCCCCCCCCCCCCCCCCU